ACACACUUCAAAACGCUAAAAACCAUACAACCAGAAAACCUUGAAUAAGGAAAAAAAAAUAAUUAUGACAUUCCAUUUCUUAUUGCGUUUUUGCUCGGCCAAAUCCAAAUUUCAUGACCCAAUUCACACUCUCUCUCAAUCUCUGCAAAACUGAGUGCUUCCCGUGAAACGUGCGCAAUAAGUAAAACCUGCAUUCUAGGUGACCAUUCUGUUAGUGGAACUUUGGAAAGUCUCUGAAAGGAAACACUCGUCCUCAAUUUUGGGAGCAGUUGCAUAAAAGGAAUGGUCACUCAACUUGGAGAUAAUGGAGAUGCGUACUGGAAAUUCCCGUUCCAAUAAAAAGCAAUCUUUAGAGAAUAACAAAUCUGCCACUGAAGAGAAAAGUCCUGCAGAAAAAGAAGCAAACACUUCUGUAUUUGUCAACUAUGCUGCAAUUGCUUGGCAUGACAGUAGAAGAAAGUGGGUCGGGGAUCAGCAGGUGCAAAGAAUGGCCAAGGAUCCAAUUAUAAGCUGGUCAACAGCGUAUGAGGAUCUACUUUCAACCAAUGAGUGUUUCCCUGAGCCAAUCCCUUUAACUGAGAUGGUAGACUUUUUAGUUGAUAUUUGGCAUGAUGAAGGCCUGUUCGAUUAGGCAGUCCAGAAGAGAUCAAAGUUGACCCUCUACAAAACCGUGAUUAAGGAUGAUAGUCUAAAUCCUUGUAGCUGAUUAAUGCCAUGACGUGGCCAUGCUUUGCCACAUCAGAACAAAAGUAAAUCAUUAUAGUUCCCCAAAUUCUUUGGAUGAUAAAUCCAGAUACUGUUAAAUAUUGCCAAUACUGUGGGAAAAAAGAUAUACUUCAGGUCAGAAUGAUGAUUUAUGAAUAACUUCCCAGACAAAUUAAUUGUGUUUCUUACUAUCAUCGGAUUUGCGGUCCUACUGAGGACCAUGUAGUUCUACUUCUACUUCUUUUUAUGAACUGCAACCCUUAAUAAUUGUAGGAAUUUGAGGUAAUCAAGUAAGGAUGCAACAA
Messenger RNA from Rosa chinensis, 1010 nucleotides. RefSeq lists its product as uncharacterized. The transcript is spliced from 5 exons. The record is from RefSeq and is a predicted model, not a curated record. NCBI's taxonomy places the organism in Eukaryota, Viridiplantae, Streptophyta, Magnoliopsida, Rosales, Rosaceae. Bases 305 to 631 code for a protein of 108 amino acids.